This is a messenger RNA of Anarrhichthys ocellatus (wolf-eel), 3111 nucleotides long. RefSeq names its product complement factor B-like. Gene Ontology annotation, biological process: response to bacterium; complement activation; proteolysis. Gene Ontology annotation, molecular function: serine-type endopeptidase activity. The transcript is spliced from 18 exons. NCBI's taxonomy places the organism in Eukaryota, Metazoa, Chordata, Actinopteri, Perciformes, Anarhichadidae. Bases 103 to 2379 code for a protein of 758 amino acids. The record is from RefSeq and is a predicted model, not a curated record. Gene Ontology annotation, cellular component: extracellular exosome; extracellular region.
AUCAGUAAUGGGAUGGACUUUAUGAUUCCAGUCCCUCUCUCUGAACAUCACUGUCCAUCCUGCUAAAUCUUCUCACUUUAAUUCACCAGUUUAAGGUUCAACAUGGGAUUUUCAGUGCACUGGAGUUGGCUUACUGCGCUUUCAUGUCUCCUCUGUAUGGGAGGUGAAGUUCGUUGUGAUUGCACAGAGGAGAAAAUACAAAUUCAAGGAGGUCGUUACACACUGACUAAGCAGCUGACGAUAGGAAGCAUGUUGAUCUAUCACUGUCUUGAGGGCUACUAUCCACACCCCUAUUUGACCCGCCAUUGCCAGCCUGAUGGCACCUGGACAAAACCACCCAGAAGACAUGACCCUCAGAGAUGCAAGGUUGUUGAAUGCCCUGACCCCUUUGUGCUGCAGUACGGAAACGUCUCCCCUCCUGAAGAGAGGUACUUUGUGAACAAUGAGACCACGUAUGAGUGCUACUCUGGAUACACAAUGCGAGGCUCAUCCAAACGGGUAUGCUUACCAAAUGGGAAGUGGAGCGGCUCCACUCCCAUCUGUAGCCGUGACUCAGGGGACAAUUGUGCUGAUCCGGGAAUCCCAGCCGGCGCCUCAAGAACAGGGAGCAUAUUUGGAAUUGACGAUACAGUGAAAUACAGCUGCAACGGCAAACUGUUUUUGGUGGGGUCGAAAGAAAGAGUGUGUCAGGAGAACGGCCAGUGGACUGGCAAAGAGCCAGCAUGCUACUACAGACACACCUAUGACACUUCUUUGGAGGUUUCAGAGGCAUUUGGCAGCGCGAUCAAAGACAGCCUCACUACUUUAGAGCCCUUAGAUGACACACAGGACGGGAGGAAAAUCAGGAUUUCAAAAAAUGGGACACUUAACAUCUAUAUUGCAGUGGAUAUUUCUGAGAGCAUCGAAGACGCUCACGUCGAGAGCGCAAGAAAUGCAAUCAAAGCACUUAUUUCAAAGAUUUCAUCCUUUUCUGUGUCUCCAAACUAUGAAAUAGUCUUUUUCUCAGCAGAAGUGUUUGAAGUUGUCAACAUUCUUGAUUUUUUUGAUAAAAAAAUAGAACCCAGCACCAUCUUGGAUAAAGUGAACAAUUUUAAAGUGGACGGUAGAAACACUGGAACAGAUUUGAACGCCCUCUUUAUGAGAUUCUUGGAGAGAAUGUCUAUCAUAAAGCGACGAGCUGAAGAAGGUUUUAAGGAACAUCGUCAUGUCCUUAUGAUCUUUUCAGACGGUGCUUAUAAUAUGGGCGGAUCACCAGAACCUACAGUGGCAAAAAUAAAGAACAUGGUCUACAUGAGCCAGGCUGCUGAACAGAAGACUGAAUCAAGAGAGGAUUAUCUGGACAUUUAUAUGUUUGGCAUUGGAGCUGAGAUCUUUGAUGACGACCUGCAGCGGCUCACAGCAGUGGGUAGCGGUGGCAAGCAUUACUUCAGAAUGAAGGACAUUAAAGAUUUAGAAAAGACCUUUGAUGAAAUAAUUGAUGAAGAAGAAGUCCAGGGUCUAUGUGGUCUCUACAAGAACUAUAACGUAACAGAAGACGCCAGGAAAAGGUAUCCAUGGUGGGCGGUAGUUACUGUCCAGCAUGAAGGAGUGCUAAAGAACUGCAUGGGCUCUCUGGUGACCCCGAGGUUUAUCUUGACUGCCGCUCACUGCUUCACAUUUGAAACUUUACCCGAGCACGUCAGAGUUGAGAUAGAUGAUGGACAGGGCAGAGUGAAAAAAGUUAAAACUUUCAAACUACACCCAAACUACAAUAUUACGGGAAAAGUGCAUAAAGGUGUGACGGAGUUCUAUGACUAUGAUGUGGCUCUCAUCCAACUGAUCGGCGAUGUUAAAAUCUCCAGCGCUGCAAGACCUAUUUGCAUACCUUGCACUCAGGAGACCAGUGGUGCUCUAAAACUGGUUGGCAUAUCCACCUGCAUGCAACAAGAGCAGAUUCUGUUCAAGACUCAUCUUGAAAGACUCAAUUUCCUGACCAAGACAGGAGGCACGGUAGCUGAAAAAGAGGUCCAUGCUAAGCUGGGUGAAACUAGAGGUGAGUGCAUCAAACAUGCACUGGAGGCACCAGGCAUAACAACUCGUAAUCUAAGUGAUGUCAUGACUGAUAACUUCCUGUGCACUGGUGGUUCCAGAGAUAAUAUAGCAUGUCAAGGUGACUCUGGAGGUGCUGUGUUCAAGGACUAUGAGCUUCGCACAAUACAGGUUGCACUGGUCAGCUGGGGAACCACGAAUUUGUGCAAGCCAGGUAAUCGUCUUGUUGAGUCAAAAGGGAACUCCAGAGAUUUCCACAUUAAUCUUUUCAGGGUUCUACCUUUUCUCAAAUCGAUCCUUGGAAAUGACGACCAGGAUGAAUACGCACCACUUCAGUUUUUGAGUGACUAAAAUGUAUUUGUAUACUGUACUUUGUUUUGCCAUUUGAGAUUUGUGUUUAAACACACUGGUUAAUGUUAUUUUGCUUUAUCAGACUGUGUGUUCAUAAUGAAAAGAUUCAAUUUUCAGAUAACGUUUUCUCGUCAAAAGCAUACUACAUACCCUCCGUUCUCCAAAUGCACAAUUACAGUAAUGUAAAUAGUUAUCAGUUAAAUUGUUCUGUGCUUUAUCAUCAUUUAUUCAGUAUUGUCAGUGAUCAAUCAGAAUGUGAAAAGGAAGUUAAUAAAUUAACUUAAAACUGUGUCUUAAAGUUUUCAUCCGAUUAGCGAUAUGACAGUAUAUUGACGAUUGUGCCCAAAGCUGCAAAACAAUUUGCACAUCUGCUUUCAUGGCAAAAUUGUGUGUUUAUAUGAUUAUUUGUAUUAUUGUGAUAAUUUACCUCUGUUUUUUAGGUAGUACAUUCGCUGGAUCAGCCAGAACCGACACUCCUUAUCCAUAAAUAGUUCAUAGAUCUUCAAAAACAAUAUGAUACGAAUGAAAUGACCUGACAUGAAAAAACCCAUACUGUCAUUUACCCCCUACAUUGGACCAUCACAGAAAAACCAAGCAUUGAGCUUAAUGAUUUAAAGUUUAAUUUGGACCAGCUGAUGCACAAUUCACAACUUGACCAAACAAACUCAUAAACCAGAUGUAAGCUAGAUGACGACCACUGACACCAUGAAUCUCUCAUGAACUGGCACCAGU